Molecule: messenger RNA, 8114 nt
Organism: Hypanus sabinus (Atlantic stingray)
Lineage: Eukaryota; Metazoa; Chordata; Chondrichthyes; Myliobatiformes; Dasyatidae
Product: growth/differentiation factor 6-A-like
Exons: 2
Coding region: 593-1819 (408 amino acids)
Biological process (GO): BMP signaling pathway; SMAD protein signal transduction
Cellular component (GO): extracellular region
Molecular function (GO): cytokine activity; growth factor activity
Source: RefSeq, a predicted model, not a curated record
ACGAACUGAGCGUUACGGCUCUUUUUCUGACAGGGUGAUUUGAAGAUCGCAUCUUGUUUAAAACGCGGCAACCCAACGCCAUCCAACCGUGGCAUCCCUGCAUUGUCUGGGACGCACCAUAGCACCUGGCUUCUGUUUGCUGCGACUGUGACACGGCAGAGUGCGCCGCGUAUCAGCAGCCAAACCUCUCGCCUGUCUCCAAAGCUGCACACCCGGAGGAAAAGGGACAAAGAAGCGGAAAGGAGAUUAUUUAUUGCAGUGCAAAAUGGUGAAUGAUAUUGCAUCACUUCUCGGAAUUUAUUUGCGGAAUUAGCUGUCCCCCUGAUGUAACAUCUCAUGCUUUCGGGACCCUAAUUGCUGGAAAGUUAUAUUUUUAAAAAAAGAUUUUGCUGGGAUAAAGUUUGAGCCAAUCAGAAGCGCAGUGGGGGCGCCCUGCUCCGCGGAUGGUUGCAAUUGCUGGAGUCUGAGCAGCGUUCUCUGUAAUGUAACCAAGUCAGCCGUCCGGGGGGAAGGUGAGAGAGCAAAGGCAUCUGAAUGUGCGUUCAGCCUCUGACUUAAACUCUUCCGAUCUCGGACGCAAAACUCUUCCAGAAUGGAUAUACCGAAGGCUGCGGCGCUGGUGUGGUGUGCCCUUUGCUGCUGUUGGGAUUUCCUUUCUGUUCUUGAAGCUGCUACACUGGGGUCUCUGCAGGAUUCCUCUUCCCAGGAUGUUCCUGGUUCCUCAUCACCUCGGGACAGCAAGGACGAUCGGACCUUCAAGCGCCAGCACAUUCGCACCGGCACUGUGGUGCCGCACGAGUACAUGGUGUCACUUUACAGGACCUUAUCCGCCUGCGAAAGGAAAGGGUUGAACAGCAGUCUGGCCCGAGCCCGACCCCUUGCCAACACUGUCACCAGCUUCGUGGACCAAGGAUAUGAUGGAGCUCCCCUUGGGGAGAAACAGAGAUACCUGUUUGAUAUUUCCAAAUUGCCAAACACCGAGGAGCUCGUGGGAGCCGAGUUGAGGAUCUUUCGAAAGUUGCCUGGAGAUCUCCACCUGGCGCUCUCCCUGGGAGGGAGUAUGUAUCGGAUUUUACUUUAUCCGUGUAUGGAGCGAGAGGUUUCCUCACCGAAGCCUCUCGAUUCAAGGACAGUUGACAUAUUGGACGUCGAUUCGUCAAAAUGGCAAGUGUUCGACGUUUGGGAAUUAAUGAGAAACCACUCCAAUGCUAAGCUACUGUGUUUAGAUAUGUCAGUCAUUUCCGAUUACUCCCAGAAGGCUCUAGAUCCUCGACUUUUGGGUUUCAGCCGCUCUGAUCUCCAGCCUCGGGAAAAAGCCUUGCUGGUGGCGUUCAGUAACACGAAGAAAAGAGAAAACCUCUUUCGGGAGAUCAGAGAGAAGAUCAGGUCCCUGGGUGGAUUGGAUUCACUGCAGGUCAGUCGUGAACCGAAUGUCAAGCGCCGCAGAAAAAGGAGGACAGCCUUCUCCAGCAGGUCCAGCAGAGGAAGCGGGAAGAAAGCCAGGUCGAGAUGUAGCAGGAAGCCUCUCCACGUCAAUUUUAAAGAGUUAGGCUGGGACGAUUGGAUCAUCGCCCCUUUGGACUACGAGGCAUACCAUUGUGAAGGGAUCUGCGACUUCCCGCUCAGAUCCCACCUUGAACCCACCAAUCACGCUAUUAUACAAACGCUGAUGAAUUCCAUGGACCCCGAGUCCACGCCACCCAGUUGCUGUGUCCCAUCCAAACUUAGCCCCAUCAGCAUAUUAUACAUCGAUUCGGGCAACAAUGUGGUUUAUAAGCAAUAUGAAGACAUGGUGGUGGAAUCGUGCGGAUGCAGGUAGCGCCUUUGCAUCUGCGCUCUAAUGUGAUUUUAUCUGAAGCUAAAUACUGCAGCGGGUUGAGUAAUGGCCCAUUAUCCUCAAGUGCAUCUCGGCGAGGUGCAGCCGUGGGGAGAAUGACCCCUGGCCACAGGGAACUUCGACUUCCUGGGCCAUCAAAUCGGCGAAAGAUCCAACAAUCUAAGGCUUCGAAGUUUUAUGAAUCGGUUUAUAAAUUGUACUAAAUGCAUCCAUGUUCUUAAUUUGUUAUUAAGACGGACGACUGACCCUAUUGCAUCAGUCAAUGGCCACAAUUUUAAAUCAAAACCUCCAGCGAUGGGUGCUGACAGGUCGGGAAGUUCACUUAAACGUAAAAUCCGUUCCAUCUGCUAUUUCUGUAGCGUGACUUAGCGCGCACAUCCACUCAUCAUUUGCAAUCUGAUCACCGGACUGCCCUGGCGGGGGCAUCCUUGCUGUAACGAAGGAGCGGCCGAUCUGGUUUUGAUCAUUAUUAACAUGUGCUAACAAACGUGAGCCAGCUGCAAGCGGAAGGCCUAGACGGCAAUCAUUGAAAGGGAAACCCAGCUCUAUCCUUGCCAAGAUCACAUAUCUGCCUAUCGCAGAUUAACCCUUCGGGGACAGAGAAAGACAGAGGUGAUCACGACUCCCCCACUCGCCUUUGCACGGAUCUGAAAUAUCAGGCUGUUAAAGUAGAACGGAUGCUCAAAGAAUAUUGUAGUACCAUUCAAUUUAAACGGCACAAACUCGUUAUCUAAUUAAGUAGAAACCUAUUUUACCGCAAUUCUAAAUCACAUUCGAUUUCAAAUUCACCAUUAAUUGGCAGCAGUAUAAAUUUGCAUUAAGGGCAAACGACGUGUCCAUAGACUUAUAUUUCAAAUAAGUAUUUAUGACUUCCCAUAUGUUUCAAUGACCGUCUUUACAAUUCCGUCUUAGAUAGAAAUAUCAAAACGUACUACUAACGUCAAUCUGGUUUCCACGUUUAAACAUCCGUUUUAACAGAAGAUACUUAUAUUUUAUUUUACUUGCGCAUUUACAGAAUAUUCAGGUUUUUUUUAGGCAUACGAAGUGGACUUGUCGGAAACUUGAAAGAAGCGACGAUAAUUGAAACUGGUUAGGCUAGGGCUACAGGAGCUAUUUUUGUAGAGGAGGUACUAAGUGUCAUUGAUCAUAAUAACAGUUCAGUUUGAAAGCAGCAGUUACAGGUUCCCAUCUGCAGCGUUCUUGGGUUAGCGCAAGUCUUCAUCUGCUACCCUACCUUUAAAUCAAGUACGUUCCAAAUCUCAACAAUUGCGUUGUUUUUCAGUCAAUAUUUACAAUGUGCUUCCUUUGGCUAGCGAAGAUCUCAUUGGCUGAAACGGAAUCUCCCCAUUAUUUUUUAAAAAAAACAAUAUUUUUAACAUUUCCUCUUAAGUCACCGUUCUACGGUUUCUCCAUAGCUGUUCUUUCCAUCUCUGUUCCUAAGUUUCCUUUUACCCUCUCCAAGGUCUAGGAUAUCACUUAGCGCGGGACACACAGUUGAACUCAAUAUCCCAACUACAGGCUACCUAAUGAUCUACAACGAUUUAUCACAAGUGCGUGAUAUUUGUGCAUCCUAUUCACUUUCUUAGGAAGUGAAGGUUCAUGUCCGAAUUUUAACCCCCCCCCCAAAAGUAUUAAUAAAAGCGCCUUUUCAGUAAAAGGUGCCAAGUGGUCCAUUUGAUUUUAGUGCAAGCAAAAUGUUGCAGAAUGUUGGUUUUCCUAGAACCUAUUGGUUUCCUUCCCAAAGCGUCCGCUUAAUCACUUCCCAAUCGAAUUCACGGCAUGCUGCUACGGGCAGCAAGGAGAGGAACGACCAGUAAUCUUUUCAAGGCGGUGAACCUGAAGAAGGAACAUUGGCUGGUACCCAGAAAUAAGCAGCUUUAAAAAUGAGUUUAGAGAGGUGCAUUUUACAGUAGAGAAGCGCAGUUCAAUUAUGGCAGAGCUUCUGUAGAAUUAUCACAAUCCAUAUAUUUUUUCGAUUAUGAAUUAAUAAUCCACCCCUCUGGAUAAGCUCGAGGUAUACAUGAUUUGGGCAGGAAAUGAUUUGCUAAAAUUUAGCCAUGCAUCCUAAUUGUUUAUAUGGUAUUACAAAAUAAAACUUAAGAUAGCAGAAGAUUUGGCACACAGUCUGUAUCAAACAAAUAUAUUUAUCUAAUUGUUAGCAGAAUGGAAUAAACGUACUCAAGAAGUUCAAGACAGAAAACACAUUCCACAGAAUGGCGAGUAGAUGAAAGUCACCCAUUCGGGUAUACUAUGUACAAAAUUAAAGGAGGGAAGUUUAGGGGAGACAUCAGGGGUAAGUUUUUUACACAGAGAGUUGUGAGUGCCUGGAAUGACUUGCCAGGGAUGGUGGUGGAGGCUAAAAACAUUAGGGGUAUUUAAGAACCUCUUGACAGGCACAUGGAUGAAAGAAAAAUGGAGGGUUAUGGGGUAGUGUGGGUUUAGUACUUUUUAAAAGGAUUAUAUGGGUCGGCACAACAUGGAAGGCUAAAGGGCCUGUACUGUUGUGCAGUGUUCUAUGGUUUUAUGGUAUGUUUUCAUACAUUUCUGGAUACGUUCUUGUGCGUUGGGAAAGCCAACUUUUUUCCAAAAGGAUUUUUAUUGAGCCCUGUAGUUAAUGCUGCUGUAACACUCCUCCAGAUGACGUCAGUAGUCGUACCACAUGUAAACCCUGUGUGCAGAGACAUUUCAAGCGAGCUAUUACUAACUUUUUUUUUUGCCCUGAAGCUUUCCUUCGAACUGUGCUCACUGUACGCGGUGAGCGCCUACCAACGGGAAAGUAACUUGUGUUUUGAUUGCUUUGCUUUUGGAGGUCACAGUCAGAGUCCCUCUCCCUAGCUCCAGGAACACUGCAGGCUGUUUUACAUUUUGCACUUUAUUGGUGCACCAGAGAGGUCACUUGAACUGCGGAAUCGGAGAGGAGAUGCCAUCUCCUUUUCCUUCAGCCAACAGGGACGAGGAGAACAUGUGCGGGCUCUUGCGUGCACGAAGACUUCAGUAAAGUAUAGGCAUUCUCAGACUGAGCUUCUGUCAGAAGCUCCUGGCUGUAGGUCUGGAGGCGGCUCACUCGGCGCCUUGCGCCACUAAUGUCCUCUGCGACCAUUACCCCCUCACUCUUAGUUCCCAACGUUACAGCAUUCAUUGACAACACGUGCGCGUAGCAGGAAGUUGCUGCUACCUGGAAAGAUGGCAACGCUACGUUGUCACAGCCGUAAAAACUGGCAACCGACAAGCGAGUAACACCGAAUGAAACCAACCAUGGCUGCCUCAUCCUAGGCUUUCAGGUUAUAAAUUGGUUUCAACCAUGUUUGGAGACAUUGCUCUUGAUGUAACAUUAAUAGAUUAAGACAAAUUGUUCCUCAUAUUGGCAAACCUCGUAGAUUCAUGCAUGGCUGGUCAUUUUCAUUUAGAGGACCGAAUCUACUUGGAAGAUAAUUGCAUCUUAUGGAUGUUUCAUCCAUCGCGCCCUGCCUUUUGGGCGAGUUCCAAUACAUAAGGAAAACAUCAUAAUGCGAAUUUGAUAGAGCUCCCGAGAAAUCUUCGCAAAUCUCUGUAUUUCUUUACAAAAAAAACCCGUCCUCUUUUAAGGUCCCAGUUCCCUUAAUCACGUAAAGUCGACCUGUCAUUUAAACUAUAAUACGAAAUGAAUGUAAAUCGAAGACAACAGACAUUAUGUGCGCAUCUGAACGUGGAAGAAUGCAGCACAAGGGAUUCCUAAGUCCCCGUCACCACUUCGCCCGCAGCCCCCAGCCCACCACCCUCGCAUCCUCCGCGCUCCGAUGUGAAUGCAGCGAGUUUUCGCAGCACGUGGCUGCGAUAACGAGCAGUCGAUUCACAACCGCGCGGCGAUGGAAUCCCGUGAUGGAGGCCCAUGAUCCGGAUCCGGAUCCGGAUCCAGAUACUUAAUAAUCCGGUUUGAAGUAAAACAAAAUAUUGUAUCAUAAAAGGUUGGCACAUGAAAUGCCCAAUUUAUAUGCUGCAAAUCGACAAGAGACUAAUUGCACUAUAAAUUUGUGUUUACCGUGGAAAAUUUCUGUCCAAGUGGUAGUAGGGAUCCUUUGGCCCACUACCCUCAGCAUCGUCGACGAGCCCAUUAGACACUUUCUCCAGUACGUUUUCUAGCAUAUGGUGUAUUCAUAUCAACGCUGAAACCUGGCGUAAAAUUGUGAUAAAACAGGAAAAGAUACUUAAGUAUGGUUGUAAGGCUGAAGGCAUUUUAAAGCCAGGGCUCAACUUCCUUCAAGAAAAUUAGCUGAUUUGGGACUUUCCACUCUUGUUGGGUGUGCGCAAAAAAAUGCCGGCUGUGCGCUUUUAUUGGGGAACACAUUUAACAAUGUGACAGUCGCAUGCCAGGACAUAAAACAGAUUUUCAGAAAGAACAGGACAACCGAUCUUUCAUGAAUUAUGUUUUAUAAAAACCUGUUCGCAUUAUCUGUUGGCUACUUACAAUUUUCUGAAUGCUAUAACUGUCACCAGCGUUUUAUUGGUUGGCCAGUGUUAUCCUGGAUUAUAUGGCACUGAGAUUUUGAAUGUGCAAUACAUUAAGUUAAGGAAGUAUUCUGGGAAAAGCCAGCGAGUUAAAAAAUAAACCCCAAAACGAGCCCUUCAUAAAAGCAGCUCACAAACUAGGAAAUACUCCGUAUACCGUUGUGUUCUGCCAUAAAGGCGACCCUUAUUGUGUAUAAAGGAUAGGAUUAGGUUAGAAGUUCGGUUUUAAAAUAUCCAAAGGACAAUAUCCAUCCCCAGGUUAGUUCGCACCUGCGCACGGUUCGUGGCUGAAUUUAACAGAAGAGAAUUAGCAAUAUUUCGGCGCAAAUCUAGGGCCUUAUCUAGGGACAGAUACCAAAAGGGCCUAGAUCUUCGUGCCUCUGGAAAUUUAGGAGAAAGGAAAAACCGGCGAGGGUUCCAGCGAGGCUCUAGCAGAUAUCCUAAACUAGCUCUGUUGGCUGUAGUCCUUUUAGUCACACAGGAAGCGUCACCUUUCCUUUACUUCUCUUUCAGUACGGGUGAAGUGUGUAAAUCUGGUAAAAGCACGUGUUGCUUCCCUGUGUAAUUUCCUUCAUCAUAACUUUUUUCACAGAUACGUAUCCUCAGGGUUGUUAAUGAGAACGAUUGAUAUCUUUUAUAAGCUCAAAUUUUAGCCCCCUCGGUAUUCGUCCUUUACCUUUACCCGAAUCGCCAUCUUAAAGGGACCAUCUGUGUUCUAUUGCAUACUCUUUAACCCUAAUACAAGUCCAAAUGCCCGGACAGAAGUAAGUUAAGAGCCUUCGGCUGAAAUGACUUCUGCAAAAAUUAACGCUGGGCAUAUUCCUGUUCCGGUUGAUGCACGUUAUAUAACUGUCAUGAACUCCAAUAACGAUUUACACAAAGUUUUCUCGAGUUUGUGGGUGGGGGGAUAUUUCCUGUCACAAUAAUGAUUAUGCUUACGGCUCUGAUAUCCUUACCAAACUUCUUCCGCAGAGGGUCUGUCUGAUUGCAAUAAGACACCUCCAUAAGAACUGCGAUACAAUAACAUCUGCCCCUUGGUAAAACGGUUGGCCAAUUUUGAACAAUUCCAAAUAACGUUCUUCGACUUCAUCCGGUUCUAUAUCGCCUGCUUAAAGUAUGAUCUAAUUUCGACAUAAAUUAGAAGGAACUUUAGUCCCGAUUCUGUCUAAAAGAAACGAAGGCGCGGAGGGACAGAGGGGAGGACUUUAUAAACAGUGCUUAUACAUGCGUGGAUGUCUUAAAUGGUCCCCAUGAGUAAAAUAAAUACGUAAUUUCGAAAAUAUCAGUCUGUUGCGGAGAAUUAUAACAUAGAUAGCUUUGCAUGGAAAGUGCACACUUUAUUCCACGGUUGCAUUAGGCCUGGUACUAUCCGCAAAAGGAUAAUUCACUCCUCCUCACACCUCACCUUCCGUUACUCACCCAACUCCCCGUGCUGGGUUGCUCAGAUACAACGGAGAUAUUAUUUAUACUGCCAAUAACCCACAAUGCUGGCAAUGCACUCCCGCGCCUUCAGUUUAACAUAGGCCAAAAAUAACUCAUUUCACGAGCUGAGAGGAGAAUUGGAUAUUACCAGAGCCGAGACUGUCACAGCUUGUGAUUCCUCACAGACUGAUAACACAACUCUGCAGCAGAUAUCAAUGCACUGUUUAUAUGUAUUCUAUGCUUUAUAUUGACUGUAUAUAUGGAAUUGUAAAUUAAAUGUAAACGGCAAUUUAUUUUCCUGGAAAUACUAUACGGUAGUGUAUAUGAAAGUAAGCACUCUGUAUCUCCUCUAAUACUCCUUAAAAUUGUU